Molecule: messenger RNA, 729 nt
Organism: Candidula unifasciata
Lineage: Eukaryota; Metazoa; Mollusca; Gastropoda; Stylommatophora; Geomitridae
Source: the annotation of a GenBank genome assembly
AUGACUCGCACAGCUUCAUUUAGCUUGGGACUCGCAGAGCUUCAUUUUGCUUGUAACUCACACAGCUUCAUUGAGCUUUUGACUUGCACAGAGCAAUCAACAGAACCCCCGUGUGUGGAUCAACUCUCUGGUCCUCAGACAAGUGAGCCACAAGAGAUUCUUCUCUGGGGAAACGUUUCCACACUGUGUGACACAACCACGGACGGCGGCGGGUGGGUCACAAUACAGAGACGCAGCAACGGUGACAUCAGCUUCUUCAGAAACUGGACAGAAUACAAGAACGGCUUUGGGGAUCUUUACACCGGUUUCUGGAUCGGAAAUGAUAACAUCCACAAACUGACCACACAGGAGGCUAGUGGAUUCAACGAACUUCGAAUUGAUAUGAUCUUCAAGGAAAAACCAUACUUCGCGCAUUAUUCAAACUUUUCCCUGGCAAACGAGGACGAAAAGUACAAACUGUCUGUAAGCGGGUAUUCGGGGACAGCAGGGGACAGUUUGACAUCUCACAGCGACAUGUUCUUCUCCACUCUAGACACAGACAACGACAAGGAUGAUAAAAUCAGUUGUGCACAGAAAUACUUAGGAGCGUGGUGGUACAGGAACUGCCACUUGUCCAACCUGAAUGGCUUGUGGCGCGGACCCGGAUGGGCAACCGACACAGUCUGGGUUAACUUGACUACUUGGGAGGAUGGAGUUCGGUUCUCGGAAAUGAAGCUGCGUCGUGUUUAG